Molecule: messenger RNA, 6334 nt
Organism: Lineus longissimus
Lineage: Eukaryota; Metazoa; Nemertea; Pilidiophora; Heteronemertea; Lineidae
Product: FERM domain-containing protein 4B-like
Exons: 24
Coding region: 235-5781 (1848 amino acids)
Biological process (GO): establishment of epithelial cell polarity
Cellular component (GO): cytoskeleton
Molecular function (GO): cytoskeletal protein binding
Source: RefSeq, a predicted model, not a curated record
CCAUCGCAUACAAUUUCUCUCUUCAAUACAUAUAAAUGUCUAAAUGUAGGGCCUACUUUGGAGAAUUUAAUCACGUCAUAAAGUUCAGUCUGGGUGUCUAUCUUUUUGUAUAUGCGUGUAAAAUGAGUCAUAUUAUCAGUAGUGUCAUCCAUUUUGAUGACGGACGUUUUUUAGGAUGAGGUGACAGUUUUUGCUGAGAAAUUCAUUCACAGGUUAAUUGGAUAACUCGUGGAAAUGUCUAUGAUUAACUUGUUGGAUUCUGACCCUUCGUUUGACCAUCUGAAACAGUACAGGAGUUCAUUUGAACUUUCUAAGUCACCCAGUCAAUUCCAACGUGAUCAUGGUCAGAGGGAAGUGCAGUCAAGUCGUUACCGACCUAGUCAUGGGGAGGUGAGGUAUUCAGGGGAUCCAACUGGGUCCUUCUCCAGAUCUACUUCUGGGUAUGGAACAGAUGAAAAUUAUGGAAGGCUUGGGCCACGUUGGCACUCAAUGGAUGUAUUGGAACAGUCCAACUCCAAGUCGUCUGACAAUCAAACUGAUCUGCGGCCAUACCGCGGGGCUGAUUCAGGCCGAUAUCUACCUUCAGAGGAGGAACCAAGCCCUUCCUAUGACCAGACUUGGCCUCGGCCCCAGCGCAGUGAUCAUGAAGAAAAGCAGGAUUCUAAAGGACAGCUUAGAUCCCCCAGCAAUUUGGCAGGGUCCAAGCAAUAUCGUAGUGAACUCAACUUGAGACAAUCCAGAGGUUCUGCUGAAAAAGUAGGGAGACCUCGACUUUUGUCUAGCCGCAGUGUAAGGCCUUCCAAUGAUAAGGAGCAACAUAGACCUACGAUUUUGCCUGCUUAUAGGUCCAAGGCCAGGCCAGGUAAUGAAACCCUUCCACGUCGCAGGCGAUCUGCAGAACAAGCAGACAUUUCUAACAAAGACAAAGGUUCGAGUCCGAACUCUGGAAGGCUGGAAGAAUCCAGGUAUACUCCUGUUCAGAAGUUCAUUAGGACGUAUAGCACUCAAACAGAUCCAAAGGCAGAUGCGAGGGAUCCGCAGGAGCAAUCGAGGUAUGUAAAGGAAUAUACACAAUGGAGGUAUUCGAAGGAAAACCCAAGGAGUCCAAAGAGCCCAACAGACCAGGACUUCAGACAAUAUAGAAAGCCGGAAGAACGUAGAAGGCACCCUGACCCACAAAAUGAUCCAAGAUCACAGAGACAUCAUGAGGAGCAACCAAGGUUCCUCAAAAACCAAACUGGUUCCAUGGCCUCUUACUAUGACAGUCCAGGUUCUCUGCGGAAGUCUGAGGAACAAUCAAGGUUCCCCUCUAACGAAACUGGUUCCACCUCCAACUAUGGGAGUGAGGGGCCCCCGAGGAAGUCUGAGGAGCAGCCAAGGUUCCCCACAAACCAAACUGGUCCCGCCUCAAGCUAUGACAGCCCAGGUCCUCCAAGGAAGGCUGAGAAACAGCUAGAGAGAAUCCCUUCUAUUGUUGUUUCACCAUCAGAAAGGGUCCAUGCUGAGGACCAUGUCAGGUCCUAUGAAACUAGAACUAGUGUUAGAGCUGUGGAUGAGUCAAGGAAUUUCAGUGGUCAAACUGCUCCAAGUCCUAACCUUGAAAGAAAUGGACUGCGCACACGUUCAGUUGAUAUUCUUCCCAAGUCACCUUCACCUCACCAAACUGCCCCCAAGCCUUACCAAGGGAAUAGCCAUGAAAGCUAUGAUCAUAGAACUGUUGAAGAUCGGAGGCAUUCAGAAGAACCACCAAGGUCUACUGAGAGUAGGCCUUGCCAUGAACAAUGGAGACAUUCAGACUCAUCUGACCAAGUGCAACAAACAACAAAUAUGUCUUCCUUUCAUGAUUUUCAAAUUACGAGGGCCAAACCUGAUUCCAAUCAUUCAGUUGAGCUUCGAUAUUCAAAGAGGUCAACAUCCUCUGACCAUCAACUUGAUGACCAGGCUCGGCCACCAUCGGAUCGGCGAGACUCAGUUCAACGCAGGCUUUCAGAGGGGUCAACAAACUCAGACUGCCUUCCUGUUCCAAGUCCAAACCACGGAGGACUCGGACAGCGGUCAUAUUCAAUGGACAUGCUGGCUUCAUCUUCAUUUGCUGGCCAGGGAAAUUCACUAGAACAUAGACAUUCUGAGGAGCAGCCUGUUUCCAGCGAUAAAGUUGGUGAUGAUUUCAAACAGGACCAGGGGGAACAGGCAGAGUCCUCUGGACUUCCUUCAGCUCCUGAGGAUGAUCUUGAGUUCGAAUUGUUGAUGGCUGAGGGAAGGAAGAGCCAGGUCCUACUCUUAGAUGAAAGGAAGCUCGAGUUUCUCAUUCAGCCAAAGCUCCUGUCAUGUGACCUGCUCGACCUGGUAGCCUCGCACUACAACCUCAAGGAAAAGGAAUACUGUGGAUUAGCAUUCGUUGAUGAUACCGGCCAUUUUAACUGGUUACAGCUCGACCGCCGAGUCUUAGAACAUGAUUUUCCAAAGAAGUCCGGUCCAUUAGUUUUACACUUUUUAGUCAGGUUUUUUAUCGAGUCCAUAGGAUACCUGCGAGAUCGAGCGACCGUAGAGGUGUUUUAUUUACAAGCCAAACAGAACAUUUAUAAGGGUAUCAUCGAGUGUGACAGUGAGACUGUCUUUGAACUCGCUGCACAUGUGUUGCAGGCGACACAUGGAGACUUUACUUAUGAGGACACUGCCAGAGAGGACUUCAAGAGACUGCCAUUGAUUCCUGUGAGGACUCUAACUGAACAUCCUUCUCUCUCAUACUGUGAGGAUGAGAUCAUAACUCACUAUAAAAAACUCGCUGGAUUAUCUCGGGGAUCUGCAAUAGUCAAUUAUAUGACCAUCUGUGAAUCAUGUCCAACAUAUGGUAUACAUUACUAUGAAGUAAAGGACAAGAGUGGUUUGCCGUGGUGGUUGGGUCUGAGUUACAAGGGAAUCUCACAGUAUGACCACUGUGACAAGAAAGUCCCAAGACGAGUGUUUGCGUGGAAGCAGUUAGAAAAUCUCUACUUCCGAGACAAGAAAUUCUCAAUAGAAGUGCAUGACCCAAAACGUAUAAUCCACGCGUUGAGCAGUUUCAACUUGUAUGAGGAAGCGAUCCAAGAACCCCUGGAGGAGUUUGAUGAACUUUCUGAUGCGAUAUCAGACCCAACCACACAAGUGUCAGUGAGUCGACGAACGUUUGGUCCUAGUAAUGUUAACGUCUAUGCCUGGUUUACGAGCACAGCAGCACUGACGAAAUGUAUCUGGUCAAUGGCGGUCAGCCAACAUCAGUUUUACUUAGAUAGGAAACAAAGCAAGAUCCAGCUGCCUGCCGUGCGCUCAAUGAGUGAGAUAGCUGCUGACCUCUCACAGUCGACGCCCUCCCUCCACAGCUCGGCCGCCUCUGAUAACAUCAGUCUCGGCAGCACCCAGAGCCUCUCCAUCUCCAACUGUUCUAAACUUGAGCGUAAGUACUCGCAGCUGCCGCCAGAAGAGGCCGCCGAAUACGCCGCGGCCAAGAAGGAGAUGUUUGAAGCGUUGAAAGCCCGUAAGGCGGCGCUAGAGGAGAAGUUGAAGAAGAAGACGGAAGAACUCCGAGCAUUAUGCAUCAACGAAGGGGAGCUGACUGGCGAACUGCCGAUCGAGACUCCUCUCGUUCCUGGUGAAGAGCUGCCCAAGUUCAGGAAGAGGGUUGGCACAGCAUUUACGUUAUCACCCAAAAUAGUCUCAGGCGAUCAUCAAACGGAGGAGGAGGAAGAGAUAGGUAAACUGGAACUCGAGUAUGAACUCCAGAAACAGAUCAGUAGUGCUGCUCACAAACUCGCUCAGGAUAAACGCAUGUCAAAGAAGGUGCGCAAGCAGAGGAAGGAGGCUUAUAUGAAAUCAUCUCUUAAGUUGAAAGAAUUGGAAAAGAAACUGAACGAUCUCCGACGGAAUAUUGGUCGUGCUGCUCUCACCGCCCAUUCGUCAGUUGAUGAUCUUGAUAGUGUUGAUGAUAGUUUGGGACUGACCACGGACAGUGAAUCCGAUGCCAUAUCCCAGAACUCCGGCUCCCCUGCUGUGCAUAAGAAGCUGCUGCUGAACAGUCAUGAGAAUACAAAGGUUGAGAUUGUGGAGCUCCAGCGACCUAACAUGCUGUCCAAUGAACACGCACCAUCAACGGGGUCAUCGCUGUGUUCACUAUCGGAGAAUAUUUCACCGCAAAGUCCAUCGAAACAGCAGUCGAGAGACUCGAGCCCUAGUCCAAGCAGGAGCCACAGUGGACAGACAGGAUACAUGCCCAGUUCAAUCUACACGACACGCACCCAGUAUCGCAAUCAAAUGUACCCGACAUUCAGUACGAGGCAGUCAGUAACGAGUAACCAAUCAGAUUAUGAUAACAUGAGUUACAAAGGAUCAAAAGGUGAACUCAGCCAGGAGGAUUAUAAUGUGUAUAACAUCUCAACCAACCGUACGUCUCGUUAUGACAGUGAGGAUAGUUUACAAAUGACUCGUAUCGAGCCGUAUGUCACGCCAGAAAACCCGGAGAGGACUGAUUAUCGCUAUGUGUGUAGUGAUGAACGGUUACGUACUCUACCUCGCGAUCGCCAUGGGAGUUUAGAUGCUACGUAUCGACGGACAAAUUCUAAUUCUAGUAUGGACCAAAAAUACGGAAGUUUAGAACGUAAUUUUAGUUACAGUGGUCAGACUGCGUUUAUGGCUGAGCAACCUGAGUACCAGGCUGGACAGUAUGAGGUGGAUCAUACACCGGCCGAUUCUGAAUCUGAUCUGCUUUCUGAGCGAGAGCGCCCUCUAGGUGAUCACGAACAUUGGUAUGAAACUCAGGAAAGUGGUGUGAAUACGGAUAAUGUGCCACCAGAAUACUCGGACCGAGAUCGGCCACCCGAAUAUGAGUCGUCACGAGCUCAGUUUUAUAUUGCGGAAAACGCGCCUGAGUAUGGUCAAGGGGACGAUCAUACUCCCCAGGAAGACAAUCCUAUUCCCCACCCGUACGUGGGACAGAAUAUCGGUCAGUUCCCUCAAGGUCAAACUUUUACGACAGUGCAUCAGUAUCCGAGCUAUAAGGAGGAGUCAAAACCAUUUGAAAUGUCUGACUUUUAUAAAUAUAGUGAAAAGUUACGCCGACAGCGUAGUAUAGAACGCCAGCAUAUAGAGCCACCACGACGGGCUAAAUCACCGGCACCAAGUCACUGCUCCUCGAGUUCAUCAGAACGAGCUUUUGUGCCGCAUUACGCUCACUCUGUGCCUGUGAUGCGAAAAGACACACUCAGUCCUCAGCCGGAUUAUGCUUAUACUGGUUCAGGGACGGGACCGCGGGGUAUGUGCGUACCCAUCGAGGAACAAUACCAGUGUGGAGCACCCUCUCCUGGGCCUAUACUGACUCCUAGCCCACAGUUGGCACAUGUUGCCCCAAGCCCGCAAAUACAAAUGGCACAUAUUCCUCCGAGCCCGCAAAUGACUCAUCGUGCAGGUAGCCCAGGACCGUAUAUGGCAGGGCCGCCUGGUCGCGCAUCGCCAUACCAGUCGCCUACACCUCAGCGAUCGCAGCGUCUCUACCAGUCGCCAGUCCCCAUGAAGUGCGAGGCCGUGAAGGACCCAAGUGACCUGAAGAGGUAUCCCGAAAGGCUCAUGUCGCCUCAAAUGUAUACUCUCUUCAGGAGGUGCCUAUCGGAUAAGUUUCAUGAUCUGAGUAUGAACAGCAGCUUCGGCCCGGACCCGACUGGCGAUAAUCUGGCGGAUAAGUUCAGCGAAGAAAUGCUGGCAUGGUACGAUGACCAGGGAGGUCAGGACCCGAAAAAUGCCAGCUUUGUAUGACCUUGAAGUUGUAUGACCUUGAAGUUGUAUGACUUGAAGUUGUAUGACCUUGAAGUUGUAUGACCUUGAAGUUGUAUGACCUUGAAGUUGUAUGACCUUGAGAGGGUGCGACCUUGAACUUUGUGCAUACUUGAGAUGGUGUGACCUUGAAAUAUGUGAUGUAACCUCAACAGACGAUUGGAGAUGUCUGAAUUUUUUGUAAGAAUUCAAAAACUGCGCAGGCAUGCAUGUGACUAUGCAACAAUGGUGCCAUUCUUUAGGUUUUGUAGAAAUCACUUUCUAAAUUGAGACAGAACUGAAAUCAGCUUAGUGUACAUUAUCAUGCGUUUAUGUGCUUUCUAGAGCCAGUGAUAUGUUGCCAGUGCAAAUCCCAUGCAGAUUACUGAACUACACCCUACUCACCUGGAGUCCCUUCACGUCUUGGUACCUUGGGAGGGGGGGGGGGGAUUAUUGAUGCGUUUUGUUUGUAUGUUGUACAUACAUAGCUGUCAAAUUAUCUUUGAGAUAUAUCCAGUAAACAUGUUUCGUUUGUAAUAAACCAUUUUUAUUCAAA